Messenger RNA from Coniophora puteana RWD-64-598 SS2, 1375 nucleotides. RefSeq lists its product as uncharacterized. The transcript has 5 exons. Gene Ontology annotation, cellular component: cytoplasm. Bases 527 to 1375 code for a protein of 282 amino acids. The record is from RefSeq and is a predicted model, not a curated record. NCBI's taxonomy places the organism in Eukaryota, Fungi, Basidiomycota, Agaricomycetes, Boletales, Coniophoraceae.
CCCGUGUCCUAUCAGUUUGGGGCAACAGACAAAGCUCUCUCUCGGCCAGCAUGAGAACAUGCGCUGACUCACCUCUCAUCUAUCCCGCCACGAGCCACCCUGCUUUCGGCGGGAUUCGAUCUUGCCUGUCCUUGAGUCGCCGGAGAUCAGAAUGAAUCACCUCAGAAUUCUACGUGAUAUGCUGUAUAUGGAGCGCUUCAAUUGCCUCACCGCGGGAAGCGCCCAGCCCGAGCGUGGCCUUGCCCUGCUCUUGGGCUAGCCACAUACUAUAGCCUGCGCGCCACCCCGGCCACUCAAGGCGUCUGUGGGCGAAUCUGCCCCUCCCGCGCUUACAACAGCCUACGGCCCUGACAGGCUGACACCCAUCGUGCCCGGCUCACCAUUAUUACCUGUGAAUUAUGCACGCCUGUACAGUCACCAGUUUCCCGAGUAUAAGAGCGAGGCCUUUCAUGCGUCAUUCAUCAUUCGGCGUAUUCGGCCAUCCCAACUUUAAUUUCUUUCGUGACUCUUUUUUGCUCCUUCAAACAUGGGUCCUCCACAACCUCAGCUCACUCUCUACAACAACGAGUCAAGCAUCUACGGCCGAAGGGUCACCAUGGCCCUGGCAGAAACAAACCUGCGCCACAAGACAUUCUCGAUCCCGUUCACAGGCUCCAAACCGGACUGGUUCCUCUCCUCGAUCAACCCGAAGGGCACGCUCCCAGCGCUCACAUACGGCGGCCCGCCCACCGCACCCGACAGCCCCGCGCCCGAGUCCGCCAAGAUCGCCGAAUCACACAUCAUCCUCGAGUUCCUCGCGGACCUCUGCCCCGACGCGCGGCUCAUGCCCCCGCCCGGCGCCGCGGUGCAGCGCGCGCGCGUGCGCGCGUUCGCGGACACGGUCGAUACGCUGUUCGCGCCUGCGUGCAGGGGCUGGAUCGUGGAGGGCCAGAGCUAUGUGACGGUGCUGAAUGGGGCGCGGGCGGUGCAGCGGUUGUUGCCGCCUUUGCCCCUGUCGAGCUCGACGUCGACGUCGAUGUCAAAUCUGAAGCUAACGUCAACGUCCAACACGAACGGAAACACGAACGGAAACACCCCCGACCCCACCACCGCCGCCGCCGACCAAGGCCCAUACGCGAUCGGCGCGCAAUUCACGAUCGCCGACCUGUCCGUCGCGCCCUUCCUCGCGUGCAUCGAGGUCGCGAGCGAGCGCGGGAUCGGCAACUACGCGCCGGAGGAGGCGCGCGCGCUCGCAGCCGCGAUGAACGCGCCCGAGUUCGCGCGGCUCAAGGCGUACGCGCGGUGUCUCGCGCGGAGGGCGAGCUAUCAGGCUGCUAUUGAUAAGGCGGCGGGUGAAGCGGUGGAGUGGGGUGGAGUGGAGUGGAUGGCGUGCUGA